AUGCUAUGUUUAGAUAAAGAAGAUGAACUAAAAAUAUAUAAAAAAUUUAAUUUCCCCAAAUAUGAAAAUAACAAAAACGUGUUAAAUGAAAAUUCAGUCAUUGAAAAUUUGAGUAAUAAUGUCCAACAUUUCCAUAGUAACCAAAAUGGCAAUUCUUAUCCUGUUUCAAGUAAAAAUAAAAAUGACCAUGCCAAUAUUGGCAUGAUCGACGAAAUAAUAUACAUAAGUACAAGUACUUGUAAUUCCUUUAUCUUUAUAAUAACGAAAUUUUGUUUCUAUAUAUUUGAUAACUAUGACUUUUCUUUUAUUAAUAUAUAUGCUUUAAAACAUGAUCAUGUGAAUACAUAUGGGUACCAUAACAAGGUGUUCUUCUCACCUUUAGAUAAUACUAUAUAUAUCAUAAGUAUCAAUCUCAAUUAUGUGUAUGCAUAUAAUAUAACUAAUAAGGAUGAUGUAGUUAUGUUAGAUUAUGAUAAAAAUAUACAUUCGAUUAACAUUAAUCAAUAUUCUGAUGAUGAAUCAAGUGGAAAUGAAAAUGAAUAUUAUGAAUAUAUCACCUAUAUCAAAAAAAUUUAUAGAAAAAAAAAAGCGCAUAAAAAUGUUAGUAUAAAUCUUAUGACGGUAUUAUAUUUACCCAUUCCAUCAACUUGUUUAAUAAUAACAAAAAGUAACAUUCUAUUUUUUUCACACAAAACGGAUGAAAUAUUCAUUUCAGAUAAUAUUAAAAGUAUACUAGCUAAUAGCACUCACCAAAAGCAAGAGGAAGAUCAGCAUAAUAAUAUUAAUAAGGUCGUUAUUAACACAAAAAUAAUAAGCUUAAAAUGUUUAUAUUAUAGAAAAAAAGGGGGACAUUUAAUUGUACGAGAAAAUGAAGAAGGAACAGUAAGAAAUAAAAAAAAAAAAAAAAAAAAAAAAAAGAACUGUAAUUAUGACAAAUUAUGUAAAGAAACUAAGCUUAUCUUACGCUUAUUGAAAAAUGCAAAUAAAGGAAAAAUUGGACAAAGGAAAUAUAAAUGUCGUCAUAUUUAUUUUUCUUUAAAAAAUGGUGGCAAAAUUCAAACAUGUUUAAGAAAUUCUCCAUUUUAUCAAAAUGUUUAUGUGUGUCGUAAAAAAAUAAAAUAUAACAUCGUAAUAACUCAAAAAUGUAAAAACAUGAAGAAGAAGAGGAAUAUAAAGGUAGGUAGUAGGAAAAAAAAAAGGGGAGAUUAUAACGCUACCUACCUGCAUAGUAGUAAUAAAGAAAAUAAUUUAUAUAAGCUAAUAAAUAAUAAAAAUUCUAAAACUGAAAAUUUGAAUAAUAAUAUGAAUAAGAAUAAGAGAUGUCUUAAUAUUAAAGGAAUUAUAAAAGCAGAAUUUAAUGUGCACAAUGAUUAUGUAUUGCUUCUAACUCGUACUGGAGAUUUCUACAUAUUUUCUUUUUUUCACAACUUUUUCAAUUUUUCUAAAAGUAAAGCUUGUUAUUAUUCGGGUAGUCGUAUUCACAAAAAUAGCUUUAAUGAUGGAACAUGGAACACAGGAGAAAGGAUACAAAAAGGAGAAAAAAAAGGGGAAUUAAAAGAACAUAAAAAAAAUAAAGGAAAGGAAGAUAUUAAUUAUAAUAAGUACAUUAACAGAGAUAGUGAUGCAAAAGGAAAAAUAAAUGAACCUGUUAUAGGUAUAUAUAUAGGCUCUUCUAUAAUAGACAUAAGUGUAAACAUUUAUAGAAAAAUUAUUUUAGUAAUAACGGAAAAUUUUGUUAUAAAAGCAUAUUCUACGUAUCCAUAUAUAUGUAAACACACUUUCAAAAAGAGCGUAUUUACCAUUGAUACAUUUAAUACGUAUAAUAAUCCACGCUAUUAUUAUAAUUUUCUGUUAUGGAAUAGGCAGCAUAACUUUUUUCUUAUAUCAUUUAAUGAAAAUAAUUAUUACAUUUUUAAUACCAAUGGAACGUUUUACUACACUAUGAAAAAUGAUUAUUCUACGUAUAAGGAGGAAAAUGAAAAUGAUGAUGAGCAAAACAUGAGUAUAAAAGCACAUCUUUUUAAACAAAAUGACGAUAAAACAGUCUUAACUUUGCAAAAGAGAAGCAAUAAUAUUACUUCUAAAGAAGAAUCCGAUGGUAUUUUAAAUAAUUUAAACUCAUCUGCAAAAGGUGCUGACACUUGCAUUUCCGUUACUCACCCAGUGACCACCACAACUAUCAGGGGGGGAAUUAAAAAUGAGCAGCUCGUUACCAAUAAUCAUUCAAGUAAUAAUUUACAAAUUAGUAGAAUAAAAAAUAGAUAUGUAAACAUAUCCUUUGUUUUCAAUGAUUUUAAAUUACUUUAUAUUCUACAGAGCGAUGAAAAGUAUUAUUUUAUUAAUGUAAAAAAUUUUCUUUACCUAAAUGAUAUUUAUAGUAACAAUAAAAUUUUUCACUAUAAUAGUAAUUACUACACGAAUGAAAAGUGCAAGAAGAUAUAUAUUGGCUUAAAUAAUCUUGUCAUGUUUGAUACCAAUGUAGAUAAUUAUAAUGUAAAUGAUAUUGAAAAAAAUAUUGUAAACAUAAAAGAAAUUACUACUCCUUUUAAAUUUAUUAAGAAAUCGUAUUUGAAUUUUAGUAACACACAUAUGUUAAUUAUUUUUAAAGGUAUAUCUAUCUACAGUAUUCAAAAAAAGGUAUUUUCCUAUUUUAUGGACGAUUAUUUGAAGUACUUUUUUCAUAAUUAUCCUUGUGGUUGGAUUCGCGAUGAUGUUUUUUUUGUAACUUCUUUACAUAACAAAUAUGAUGAAAAUAAUUUUAAAAGUUUUAAAAAAAAAAGUCAAUCAGAUCGAACUGGGAAUACCAUCUUUUUUAGUAGAACUACGAAUAAGCAGUGGGAACCCAUUUUUGAGUCCUCUAAAAUUGGUUAUGAACAUGUACAGUUUAACAACUUGCAACAUGGGAAAAUUGUGACUUCGGGUGUUGAAUCAGAAAAAGGGGCUGAACAGGUUGAUGAGGAUGAACAGGAUGAAGAGAAUGAUGAGUAUAAUGAGGAUGGUGAGGAUGAUGAAGAUGAAGAAGAAGAGGACGAAGAUGAGGAUCGCGAAGAGAGUAGCGAAGGGGGGAGCGAAGAAUAUGAAAAUGAAAAGGUAAAAAGCAGUCUUACCUCUAACACAAAUAAUGAAAAUGGGAAAUUAAAUUAUGAACAUAUGGAAAGGAUUGGUAUGAACAAGAAAGAAAAAUAUGUGGACAAUUUGAGAAUACUAAACUACUUAUUCAAUUUUAAUCAUAAUGACAAAGAUACGUAUUAUAAAUUCUUUGAAGAAUAUUUUAAUAGUAAUAAAGUAAACAUUUAUACAAAACCUUUUUGCUUAUUUUACAAUAACUUCUUUUUGAAGGAAGAUACAAAUGUAUUUUUAAAAGCAUUUCUUGAAUAUAGAAAUAAGAACAAGUCUUCAAUUAUGGAGACGGAACAGUCUCAGCAAAACCGGAAUCAUGACCAGAAUUACGAUGAAUAUUCAUACUCAAUACAUAACUAUUACACGGAUUUACAAAAUAAUAUAAGCAACAAUAUCGAAUAUAAUGAAAAUCAAAAUGAUGUUAAGAAGAGUAUGAAUCUUCCUAAUUUUAUGGACAUGAGUUACAACUCAAAUUAUGACUACGACACUAAUGCAUGUAAGUUUACCUGUGAAAGUUCAACCGUCAUAGAUAGUGAUAUAAUGAGUACGCGUGGUCAUGUGAAAAAAAAGAAAUUUACCAAAAAGGUGAAGAAGUUACAUUCAGUUGAUAAUUCUAAUGACAACCAAAAGUACAACUCAAAUGAUUACCCUUAUGGAAGUCCAAGUGGCAAUCCAAAUGGCUAUCUAGAUGAAGAUAUUAAAUUUGUAAAAGUUAGGAAAUCUAUUAAAAAAAAGAGAAAACAGGAACAGAAACACUUUCAAGAAAUGACGAAUUAUUAUGAAGAAAUUCUGAAUAAAAACAAUUUUUACUAUGUCAUAUAUUUGUACAAUAUAAAUCGUGUUUUAAGGUUUACUAAUUAUAUUUGUUCUAUUAAAUUAUUGUAUAGACCAAUAUUAACGCAUGUUUAUUAUGACAAUAAAGAUAUGGAAGAUCAUGAAGAGGUAAGGGAGGAAGACGAUGAGGAUGAAGAAGUGGAUGAGGACGAGGAAGAAGAAGAAGAGGAAGAGGAUGAAGAAGAGGAAGAGGAUGAAGAAGAGGAAGAAGAAGAAAUGGGAGGAAAAAAAAAAAACAUAUAUAUAAGAAAAAAAAUUUCAAAUGAAAGAUUUUUAAUAAUUCUAGAUGCAUUCUAUAAUUUAUUAUGUUUUAAAAUUAGUACAAAUAAUAAUAAUAAUAAUAAUAAUGAUCCAAGCAAAUCAGGAUAUUUACUGAAAGCAGAAAAUGUUUUUAUUUUGCCCUUAAAUAAGGAUAAAAAUUUUAUUGAACCAACUUGCUUUUAUUCUUUAUUUGAUAUAUAUAAUUAUGUGUUUCAUAAUUAUGAUAAUUCUAUAAGUUUUCUGCAUAUAUAUGUGGACAAUAACAAUUGUUACGAUUUUGAACUUAUUCAUAUAUUUAAUAAUAAAGUUGAUCAAUUAGAGAUUAUAAAAGACAACAACAUUUUGUUUUAUUACUCUUUGCCUGCCCCAAUAAAACAUAUAUGGCCUUCUCCUAUUUAUUAUAUAUAUUUAUUUUACCACUAUGUUAUUUCUGUAAUAUAUAAUAUUAACAGAAUUAGUAAGAAAUCAAACUUGGCGAACCUAGCCCUUUCACCUUUUUCUAAUGGGCAAGUUGAAUUAUAUACUCACCCUGAAUUAAAAAGUCCUAACGAUAUAUCGAAAAAAUACAGCAUACUUUUUGAAAAAACUGAUGGGAUGGAACAGCAUCAAAUGAACCUUGAUAAAAAUGUUACAACAAAUGAAAAAACGGGAGAAGCAUUUACUGUUAGGGAUGUGAAUAGAACAGGUAAAGGGAAAGAAAGCGAUCAUAACAAUCAUAACCAUAACAAUAGUAAGAAGAAGGAAGAUACCAAAAUAAACGAAUUGCCAUUCCCUGGAGACAAGAAAAUUAGUUCAAGGGAAGAGAGUAUAAAAUUGGUAACCCGAAAUGACGAAUAUUCUUACGUUAAUCCCUAUUACAAAUGCUCUAAAGGCUCAGUAGAAUUAUCUUCAUUUGACUUCUUCUCUUUGAACUCAUGUGAUAAUAAUGAAGAAAAUGCCCAAUACAAUUAUUUUGAAAACAUUUUUAAGGAUAGAUUAAAUGCACAUUCGUCGAAUUAUAAAAGUUUUAUUAGGUUAAAAAAGAAGGUGAAAGAUGAGGGGAUUGACUGUUGGUUACGCUCUAUAAAAGAAACAUUGCUUUACAUGAAAAAUUUUAAGUUUUUUUUUGAAAAAUUGUUUAUAUGUAGUCAGAAUGACGUGAAAGAUGACAAAGAGGGAAAAAAGGGUAAAUUGAAAAAUAAUUAUCAGUACAAGAAAAAUAAGAAAUUUACGGAUCACUUGAAAUAUUCGACGUGUAGCAUAUGGAAACAUUACGGUGUUAUUUUAGAAAAAACUUUGCUUUCUUUAUUUCUUAAGACAAUGCAUAAUAGCAAACAAAUUGAAAAAGAAAUGAAUAAAACGUUGCUUAAAUAUAAACUUUACUCCAUUAUAGAAGAAUUAGAAAAUAAAGAAAAAACGUGUUAUCUGUAUUUAAGUUGUAACAAUACUAUGAAUGUGAUAAGUAUUAGCAAAUGCUCCAAUAAGUUUUUUUUAAUAGAUGCAUUAAGGAAUAACUUAUCCUUUAAGAAAGGGAAGUAUACAAAUUGUUACUUAUUUAUUUAUAGAUACAUGAAAUUAAAUAGAUUUUUAAAUGAUAAUAAUUUCUACUUACAUCAUAUUAUGCACAGCCUAGGAUUAUUUAUAAAUAUUGUAUGUAAUAAGAUAUCUAAAGGAGGUAUACUUAAAGAUAUUCUAUUAAAUGCAAAAACAGAAAGUAUAGUAACCAAAGGUACCUAUGCAAAGGAUCGUUCAGAAGAAAAAUCAUAUGCUAAAGCAAAAUAUUUCCGUUCAUGCGUUUUUGAUAAAAUCAACUUCAAGAUAAAUAGCUAUAUUAAUAUAAUUUUAUUUAAAUUUUUUAAAUUAUACUGUGAUGUUUAUUCUUAUAGAGAAAAUAAAUAUAGACCCAUCUAUGACAACACAUUGGGGAAAAAAAAAAAAAAAAAAAUGCGCCUUUUAAUUGUUAACGUAAUAUCAAACUAUGUCAGUCAAAACAUAUUUGUAAUUAAUAUAUUAGAUAUCGUUUUGUACAAAUCUCUUAGUAGAUUAAGUAAUUUUUACAUUUUAGCUUAUAAAAUUGUUUACAACUAUUUAAGUGAUAUAUGUAGCACUUCUUAUUAUGAUAGACUCAUUACAAAAAACUCGAGGGAUAAUAUCUUGAAUAUGUCUAUAGUUGUGUUAUAUUCAUUAUUUCUUAGCAAACGGUAUAGGCAAAAUGUACACGCAAAGAUUUUAGAAAGUGUAAUGUUUGGUAGUUCUAUAUAUAGUAGCAACCGACUUUGUAACGAUAAAACGAUAUUCCAUUUAGAUAAAGCAAACGUCAAGGGAAAAGGGGAAAAAAUUGAUGAGAAGAGAAAUGAAGUAAAUGAAAGAUUAAAAAAAUUAAUUGCCUUUUUGAACGAGAAGAUAUACAGUAUUCCCCCAAAUGACAUAUCCAAAAUAGACCAUUUGAAGGGAAGAAUAAAGGACCAACAUAUAUAUAAUAUGAUUUUUCAUUUAUUGAAACUUAAAAGUAAGAGAAAUGUGGAAAAACAUGGGGAAAAAGAAAAGACGGAGGAUGGUGAAGAGGAUGGUGAAGAGGAUGGUGAAGAGGAUGGUGAAGGAAAAUAUGAAGGCGAACAAAACCAUACCUUUGAAAUCAAGAGUGACUGCGCAUAUAAGAUGAAUUCCAAUGUGUACUAUAUUGCUCUAUAUUUGUUGUGUAUUCUAAAAAAGAAAUAUGUCUUCCAUUUGUUUACACUAUUGAGGAUACUAAGAAAAUAUUGCAAAUAUCACAUAUCAGAAGUAGUAAUAAAUAUAAUAAGAAAAAUGGAUCCUUAUAUUAGUGCCAUAUUAAUUUAUUCGCUAAGUGACUUCACACCUCAUGAUUUUAUGAAAUUAUGUAUACCUACUGAGAGAUAUAAUAUAUGUUCCUUAUAUAUGGUUAAUGUACAAAACUAUAUAGGAAUAUAUGAUGUUCGUAAAUUUUAUUGUAUGUAUUUUCUUAGUAUGAGUUUAAGGCAAAAUAUAAAAUAUUCAACAAGCUUAAUUCAUUACAUGUCAAUUUUAUUUUAUAUAUUAUAUGAAAGUAAGAAGAAUUAUAUUUUCCAUUGGAAUUAUUUUGGAUUAGAAAAAUACAGUAUACAGAACAAUUUGUUAAAAGGUACAAAUAUCAAUUGGGAUAAUUUUUUAUUUUUUCUUUUAUGUGCAUAUAAUUUAAAUAACAUGGAAUUAAAAAAAGUGAAGGACAUAAAGCUUUUGCAAUUUGCGUUUGAUCAUUUUUCCAAUGGUAAUGUGAUACAGUAUAAAAAUGAUAAAAAUAUAAUGCACUCUCUACAUAAUGUAAAAAAAACAGCAGAAAAUUAUUUAUAUAAUUCAGAUACUAACAAUUAUAUUUAUAAUGUACAAUUAUUAAGUUCACAAAAGAGGAAUAAUUUUUAUUUGGAGAUUAAAAGUUUCUCUUUCAAAAAAUUUAAAAUGAAUAAAAUUAUAUAUGAAUUUUUUUACAACAUGGAUAUAAUAUACAUUUCGAAUGAAAAUGUUGAUAUUUUUUCGAAGCUACAUACAUGUAAUAGUAAUUUGUUAGGAUCUUCCCCAUUCGGUGGGAGCAAAUUUACAGCUGAUCCCUACGUAAAAUUAAGCGGUAAUGCUCAUGAGGUAAAUGCAGUUGAUGAUAAGACAGAUGCGGAAAAAUGCGUGAAUUACCUUGAAGUACAAAACAUUUAUAUUAGGUUUAUUAUUUUAAUACAAAAUAUAGUAUGUUAUUAUAUACAUAACAUGCUCUGGUUUGAACUAUACUAUUUCGUAACUUCUCUUCAAAUUGACAUACUAUCUUUUUUUUCCUAUAUUUAUUUUUUUAAGUCAAAUUUAUUUCCAACAAAUAUUUUUUGGGGUGUAUGUCCUAUUGAUGUCUUUCAGUAUUAUUCCAAUAACACAGGGUUUUGUUUUCUAAAUUUUAAUUAUUCAGAAAAACUAGCUGAAAAGAAGUUAAUCCAUUCUAAGAACAGCAGCGGUAGUUUUGAAAAAUGUCAGUAUAGUUCAAAAGAAUUUAAUGGGAUGAAUUAUAAUCAGGAAAAACUAAAAAUAAAGAAUGUCCAGGAAAGCAUGCAUCCGACUAGUCGGAACAGUGGCUACAGAAGCAGUAACAGCAACAACAACAACAACAACAACAACAACAACAACAACAAUAAUAAUAAUAAUAAUAAUAAUAAUAAUAAUAAUAAUAAUAAUAAUAAUAAUAAUAAUAAUAAUAAUAAUAAUAAUAAUAAUAAUAAUAAUAAUAAUAAUAAUAAUAAUAAUAAUAAUAAUAAUAAUAAUAAUAAUAAUAAUAAUAAUGAUAAUGAUAAUAAUGAUAAUGAUAAUGAUAAUUAUUAUCAUUAUAAUAAUUAUAACGGUAAAAACAGUAAUGGAGAGGUGUUUCAUAGCUAUAUUUCUCGUAAGAGGUGCGAUAAGUCGAAAACGUCUUUCGCAAAAAAUGAAGAGGACGUGCUAAGUGAUCUGCUUAGCCAAGAUUUUAAUUACAUAAGGUAUACAGAACAUAUGAAAAAUCUGAAGAUCAUUUUUGAAAAAAUGGAAAAAGAAAAUGAAAAUAUUAAUAAUACAUUUUUACAAAAUGAAGAAAGAAAUGUUUUCCUAAUUGAUAUCUAUAAAUCUUUUAAAGAUCAUUUUGAUAUAAAUUGCUCGAACAAGAAGAAGCAACUAAAAAGGAAAGAUACCAGUAUUACAAAUGAACUAUAUCUGAAUAGUAUACAUAAAACAGAAAUGGAAUGUAAAAGGAAAAAAUAUCGAAAAAAUAUACUUUCUUUUAAUAUUUAUAAUAAACUGACCAAUUACAUAUUCUUAGAAACGUAUUUUGCACCGUCUGUGUAUAAAUAUAUACCUGUAUAUAAUACAUUAAAAUAUUUAUAUUAUUUUUUUAAUGUCUGUAAUACUAAAAAUACCAAGUAUUCGAAACAAUAUUUGAAGUAUCAAAUUAAAAGGAGAAUAUACAAUUAUAUUUCCAAUAAUAUAGUAGAUUUAAAAAGCAAGAUUAAGGAGGAGAACAAUGAAAAUAAGCCUGGAAAAAAAAAAAAAAAAAAAUAUUCAACAACUGAAUUAUGUUCAAUUCAUAAAAAUGAUAUUAUAUGGUUUUUAUUAAGAAUAUUCUUACUGUUAAAAUUACCUAUGCAUGCUUUAGCUUUAAUAUUAUAUUGUAAAAAUUAUAUACUGUUAAAUAUUCUAAUAAACCUCUUUCCAUAUUUAUAUCAUAUUUUUAAUUAUAUUUUAAAUAUGAAUAGUGCUCAUUUUUCAUAUAAGAAGAAAGAAGAAAAUAAGAAAAAUGCAAACAAAAUAAAUAUAUAUUAUGGACAAAGUACAAAAGUAAAUUUUAUACUAUCAAAUGAAGAAUUCAAUAAAAAACUUUGCGAGUACUGCUAUCAAUCCAUUUUGAAUUAUAAAAGGAAAAAUAAAAUACCAUUUAGUAAUCGAAUGUGUGAAAAAAUUUAUAAAAAAAAAGUCAUUGAAGAUAAAGAGAACAAUAAUAGCAUAUAUGAUCAUUUUAUGUCUUGUGAAUGUUUGGACAAUUUAAUUUUUUUCAGAAAAAAAUUAUCUAAUAUAAGGAAGAGCAUAUGA
Plasmodium malariae is the source of this 9780-nucleotide messenger RNA. Its product is annotated as conserved Plasmodium protein, unknown function. The record is from RefSeq and is a predicted model, not a curated record. Lineage: Eukaryota; Apicomplexa; Aconoidasida; Haemosporida; Plasmodiidae. Gene Ontology annotation, cellular component: histone deacetylase complex; chromatin. Bases 1 to 9780 code for a protein of 3259 amino acids. Gene Ontology annotation, molecular function: transcription coregulator activity; histone H3K9 demethylase activity; chromatin DNA binding. Gene Ontology annotation, biological process: regulation of transcription by RNA polymerase II. The transcript has a single exon.